AUGUCAUUUCAGGAGCCAGAUAGGUUUUUUACGAUCUCUGUAGAUUCGGAAUCUGAGGAUUCAAAAAACGCAGAUCAAGCUCAAUCUCUCGCUUCAAUGUUGGGCAGGGAAACUGGCAUUGAUUUAAAAAUUUUAACUGUUGCUGCAUUUAAAGUUAUAAAAGCAGUUGGUGUUCUAUUUGUUCUUCCGUUGGAAACUUAUUCUUUGGAUAAGUAUACAAAUUAUAUCCUCGAAGUAGCCAAGAAACUUGAAAAAAAACACCACACCAUUUAUCUUAAUAAAAACGAUAAGGAAAAUGUCGACCAAUGUCUCAAAUGGAUGAAAGAUAAUAAUAUUACAGAUUUAUAUCUCACUGGUCCACGAGAAGAAGAUUCUCCUGGAAUUUAUGAAAGAUCAAAAAAAUUCUUUGUGCUUUUUUUUGAAAAAUUAAAAGAACAAAACAAAGAAAGUUAA
Messenger RNA from Scutellospora calospora, 453 nucleotides. NCBI's taxonomy places the organism in Eukaryota, Fungi, Glomeromycota, Glomeromycetes, Diversisporales, Gigasporaceae. The record is from the annotation of a GenBank genome assembly.